Molecule: messenger RNA, 558 nt
Organism: Lontra canadensis (Northern American river otter)
Lineage: Eukaryota; Metazoa; Chordata; Mammalia; Carnivora; Mustelidae
Product: olfactory receptor 7A10-like
Exons: 2
Coding region: 1-558 (185 amino acids)
Biological process (GO): G protein-coupled receptor signaling pathway
Cellular component (GO): membrane
Molecular function (GO): olfactory receptor activity; G protein-coupled receptor activity
Source: RefSeq, a predicted model, not a curated record
AUGUACCUGAUCACUGUGGUUGGAAACCUGCUCAUCAUUCUGGCUGUCCGCUCUGACUCCCACCUCCACACCCCCAUGUACUUCUUCCUGGCCAACCUGUCCUUUGUAGACAUCUUUUCCACUUCCACCACUGUCCCUAAGAUGCUGAUGAAUAUACAGACAGAAAGUAAAGUCAUAACUUAUGCAUGCUGUGUCACACAGAUUUAUUUUUUCGUACUCUUUGCUGUAUUGGAUGUCUUUCUCCUGGCCGUGAUGGCCUAUGAUCGCUUUGUGGCCAUCUGUCACCCUCUACACUACAUGAUCAUCAUGAACCCUCAGCUUUGUGGACUUCUGGUUCUGAUAUGCUGGAUUUCUGUUGUCUCCUUAUUUUAUUGUACAAUGUUUGGUGUGUACCUUAGCUCUGCUGCUACCCAGAGGUCCCAUGCAAGUGCAGUGGCCUCGGUGAUGUACACGGUGGUUACACCCAUGCUGAACCCCUUCAUCUAUAGCCUGAGGAACAAAGAUGUAAAGAGGGCUCUGAAAACAUUCUUUGUGACUCUACAUGGCCAGCUGUCAUAG